Messenger RNA from Bactrocera dorsalis (oriental fruit fly), 2700 nucleotides. RefSeq lists its product as uncharacterized. Bases 14 to 1261 code for a protein of 415 amino acids. The transcript has 2 exons. The record is from RefSeq and is a predicted model, not a curated record. NCBI's taxonomy places the organism in Eukaryota, Metazoa, Arthropoda, Insecta, Diptera, Tephritidae.
GUGGGACCAAAACAUGAACAACAACUUAUCAACAACAACAACAACUACAACAACAACCAUGACGACGACAACAGCGACGACUACGGACAUGAAUUAUAGGAAUCCGAUCACGGAAUCCGAAGAGGACGAAUUGCUUGCCUCCAGCCAGGAGACAAGUAAGAGUACUACCGGACGUACCAACCAAAGUACACCGGUAGAUACAGCAGACAAACCAUCAGACUUAAGGGAGGAGGCGUCCACCUCCAAGGCUGCCAUGAGCACCAACCAAAGUGCACUGGCGGCUAAAGACAGCAGAAAGAAACGAAAAAAAUCCCAGAAUCAGCUGAGGAAAAACCGGUACCAGAGGGCAGUCUUCAUACUAGGGAAGAUAGCCAAAGAUCAGGCAGCCGGUACCCCAGUUGAUGAGGCUGAAACAAAGCGCCUCAAAUCUAUUGUAGAGGAAUAUGAGAGCUACCUGAAAAGGAAGCAAUCACAACCUCAAGAAGAGAGCAAACGAGAGAGCACUUCUCAGAAGAGAAAUCGCUCCACCACAGAAGUACCCGGAGCUCAGCCCAAAAAACUGAGGAGGAGUGAAGGUGAACAUAGCAGCACAACAACGGCAAGGCAUUUCUGCGAUGUAGCCAGGGAUAGCCUGCAGGUGGCCAUAAUAGAUGGGAAAUCCUCCUCUCCGAGCACUAUUCAGGAGAGAUGGGUGGAGAUAGAUGUCAGAUUGUCGAGUAUGGUGCUAAGCUAUGUACUCGACAAUCCUGCGGGUCCCCACCCGGAGUUUGACUCCUCUGAGACCCUCAGGGGCUACAGGGUCAUCAAGUGCGCGGACCAGGCCUCGCUGGAUUUUCUGACGGGUAGUGUUGCUAAAAUUAGCAACGCCUUUGUAGGCCUCCAAUUGAGGCUUAUACCCGCCAGGGAUAUUCCAAAGAGGCCUCGGGCUCGCAUUUGGUUACCCCCACUAGAGGAGCCAGGCGAAAAACUCCUGAGGUGCAUUAAGCUGCAAAACAAAUCUAUACCUGGUAUAGAUGAGUGGCAGCUUAUAAAGGAGGAAAACCCGAACAAAUCAAGCAAGCCAAUACUAGUGGCCAUUUGUGAUGAGUCCAUUGAGGCUCUGAAGAAGACUGACAACAAAAUCAGCUUCGGAAUACGUAAGGCAAGAAUAAAAAUCUUCCAAGGCGACAAAGCGGCUGACGAAGACGACACGGAAGAGGUCGACGACGCCAGCCAGUUGCUAAGGAAUGUGGGCAUUGAAGAACCCCGAGAUGCCCAAUAACAACAGCAUAAGAUGCGUACAGAUUAACCUGCAGCACUCGAAGAGUGCUACAGCGAAUCUGACAACCCUCGUGAACGAGGGGGGCAUCGACAUCAGCCUAAUACAGGAGCCCUGGGUCAAUGAAGACUCCAUAAAAGGACUAAACAGCAGCAAUUAUAACCUGUUUUACACGCGGAACAGAGCACAGCAGAUAUCACAGUGGUGAAGGUGGAACAGAAGGAAAAGCCCUUCUUCUUGGUCUCGGCCUACUUGGCCCAUGACGAAGAUAUACCACCGGCCCCGCUCACCAAGCUAGUAGAGGAGAACAAGAAGGAUGAUGUCCUAAUAGGGUGUGAUGCAAAUGCAAGGCACACCGUAUGGGGUAGCUCCAGUAUAAACACCAGAGGUGAGUCACUCUUGCAGUAUAUUUUGAACAGUAAGCUAAGUAUUUGCAACAAGGGAGAUAAGCCAACCUUUAUUUUCCCAAGCUCGGAUAGGUUCCCGGGGUGGGAGGAAGUUCUAGACCUCACGCUAUCAACAGACACAGACAGUCUCGUUGUGGAUAACUGGAGGGUGUCCAAUGAGCCUUCCAUGUCGGAUCACUCCUGGAUACUCUUCAGCAUCCGCGAGAGGUACAGUCCGCCUCUCACAUACCGGAACCCUAGAAGAACGGAAUGGGGAAAAUUUACCAGUAUAGCAACUAAAUGCCUCGAAAAGGGAGGCAAUAAUAAUAUCAGAAAUACAGAGGAACUAGAUUCAGAAGUAGAGAAGUUGGAAAAAAUCCUAAUCACAACUUUUAAUAAAUCUACUCCGCUAACAGUUUUGAAAAAGAGAAAGUCUCUUCCUUGGUGGAACAGUGAACUCAAGAAUUUGAGAACACAACUAAGGAAAGCUUUCAAUGAGAGUUUUAGAACUAAAAUAUGGCAGCCAUAUAAAGACCUUAUGAAGGAAUACAAAAAAGCAGUCAGGAAAGCUAAAAAUGACUCAUGGCGAGCUUUCUGCACAUCGAUUGAAAGUUGCAGAGAAGCCGCUAGGCUGAGUAAAAUGCUAUCCAAAGACCAUAUUAAUACUGCCUACAUUAGGGCGGAGGGAAGUGAUUGGACCUCCUCGGCAAAAGAGUCUCUGGAGGUACUAAUCAAAACACACUUCCCCGGGAGUCAGCAAACACCUCCAACGAGGGUUCAACCGGAACCACCGGUGAACGCAGCUGACUAUCGAAGCCAAAUAAUAGACAAAAGAAAAAUCAAAUAUGCCAUAAAUAGUUUUGCACCAUUUAAAGCGGCAGGUCCUGACGGGAUUAUGCCCAUAAUGCUGCAGAAACUGGUAGAACCAAUGGUUCUAAGGCUUGAAAAUAUAUACAAAGCAAGCAUUCAACUAUCUUACAUCCCAAGAAGUUGGAAAAGGAGUAAAGUUGUGUUUCUUCCGAAACCAGGCAGAAGAACGCACGAGAACGCCAAGGA